Messenger RNA from Solanum pennellii, 954 nucleotides. RefSeq lists its product as uncharacterized. The transcript has 2 exons. The coding region runs from base 1 to 954 and encodes 317 amino acids. The record is from RefSeq and is a predicted model, not a curated record. NCBI's taxonomy places the organism in Eukaryota, Viridiplantae, Streptophyta, Magnoliopsida, Solanales, Solanaceae.
AUGGCCCCCAAAGACGGAAAUGAAUCGGACAAUGAUGAGAUCCAAAACCAGAUGACUUCACAAGAAACAGGGACAACAGAAGAGAUAAGGGCGUUAAAACAACAAAUGGCAGAGAUGUACGAGGCUUGGAUGAGUGGAAAACCUCCGCCGUCUUCAAUCCGAGACUAUUUUAAUACAAAUAUGUCUCCCCCUAUCCAGGUGUCGACAAGCGAUCCGAUAUAUCCCCCUGGAUUCGGCCCCUAUGCUAACACAUCUAAUGUCGCUGGAACAUCUAUGGUGCGCCCUUCGAAUAUACCUAUGAUAAAUAAUCCACUCUUUGUGUCAACUGCCCUGACUAACAGCAUCCCGCAGCCAACGAUGGUGCCCAAAUCCAACAGCGAUCCUCCGCCCAAAGUUCAGCAUGAUCACAGUUACACUCUUGAAGAGGCCAUUAAAAUUCCAAGCUCUCAUUCCCACAUUCAUCAAUAUAGUUCUCCUGUCGAAAUUGAGAAGAUGGUCAAGAAUGAGGAACAUGAAGAAAUGACUAAGAAAAUGAAGAGUUUGGAACAUAGUAUAAGAGAUAUGCAAGGACUAGGAGGCCACAAAGGCAUCUCGUUCAGUGACUUGUCUAUGUUUCCUCACGUCCAUUUGCCUGCUGAUCAUUCCUCUUUAGCCAACACGAGAAAAAAGACCACGGAAAAUUUUCGUGAAUAUGCUAUCAUAUGGAGGGAAAAAGCUGCUAGGGUUAAACCACCGAUGAAGGAGUCAAAGAUGAUUGACGUUUUUCUCCAGGCGCAAGAACCUGAUUACUUUCACUAUCUGCUUUCUGCCGUCGGGAAGACAUUCACUGAAGUUAUUAAGGUAGGGGAAAUGGUGGAAAAUGGCAUCAAGUCUGGAAAGAUUGUAAGUCAAGCUGCCUUAAAAGCCACAACACAAGUGCUUCAAAAUGGUUCUGGAAAUAUUGGAGGGAACUAG